AUGACAGGUGUCUAUGCACCCGCCAUCCGAACAACCCUCCGUUCCUGGCUCCUCCCAUCAGCCUCUGCUCUCUUUGUGGAGGACGACUGCUUUGGGUUGAUGGAAGACAUGCUGCGGCCAUGCCCAAAACCUUCACAGGAUGCCACAUCCAAGAUGGUGGACGAAGAGGACGUCAAGGAGGAGCCAGCUGAGGGCAGUGCUGGGUCAAGCCCCGCCCCCAUGCACACCUGUGGGCCGCCAAUCAACCGUCCCAACCAGUGGUUCUUCUACAGCUCAGUGGAGGAGGUGGAUCAACUGAUAGAGGCUCUGAACCCUCGAGGUCACAGAGAGAGCAGCCUGAAGGAGGCGCUGCUGCAGGAGAGAGACAGGCUGCAACAGGUGCUGCAGAAUUGUGACAGGAACAAGUACAGGCACGCAGAUAAUCCAGAGUCGCCCCGAUCCUUCCCAGAAUGCACUGCUACGGCUGAGACUGUGAUGGAAGUGAGACUGAGAGACCUGCUGCUGGACAUCGAGGAUCGAAUCCACCAGGGAACUCUGGGAUCUAUGAAGGUGAUGGACAGACAGGUGUGGCGCUCAGCAUUGGAAGCAGGAAACUACGAACUGCUCUCCUCAGACAGAGAGAACGGACUGGAGGCCAUAGAGAUGGACUCCGCCCACCUGAGAACCAGAGACAGGUACACAGCAGACAUGUGGGGGAGACUUAACUUUGUGGAAGAGGAGAUGGAAGAACUGAGGAAGAUCUACAGCAGGAAACCAGAGGAGGAGGAGAAGGAAGCUGGUGACAGUACUGCCACCAGUUCCAGGUCACCAGUGAGGAAGCAGGGCGACGACUACUGGCAGGAAACGCUGCAAAGGCUCCUCACUGCUCAGGAACUGGGAAACAGCUACGUCCGUACUGUUGCCACGGUGUCAGGAUCAGGGUUAAACGUGCAGUCCAUGGUGUCGGUGGUGCAGCAGACAGUGGAGCAACUCAUCGGAACCAAACAGGAAGUGUCUGAGCUUCGGAGUCACUGGCUGAUUCAGGUCCAACAGCAUCAGGAGGACAUGAAGUACUGCAGGAAAUACCAGGAGAGACUUUCCAAGGCCCAGCAGGACUUAAACUGUGUUUCUGAGAUGCUGGAUUCCUGCACUCUGAUGGAUCUGGGUUCAGAACCGCAGACCUCCAGGCUGCUGGAGCACUUCAGCCAGGCCAGACCACAUUUUACCGUGAGUCUUGUGACUCUGACCUGCCAAGAUAUUAAGGACUAG
Molecule: messenger RNA, 1248 nt
Organism: Monopterus albus (swamp eel)
Lineage: Eukaryota; Metazoa; Chordata; Actinopteri; Synbranchiformes; Synbranchidae
Product: bromodomain adjacent to zinc finger domain protein 1A-like
Exons: 7
Coding region: 1-1248 (415 amino acids)
Biological process (GO): regulation of DNA-templated transcription; chromatin remodeling; positive regulation of DNA replication
Cellular component (GO): CHRAC; nuclear chromosome
Molecular function (GO): DNA binding
Source: RefSeq, a predicted model, not a curated record